This is a messenger RNA of Daktulosphaira vitifoliae (grape phylloxera), 1157 nucleotides long. Its product is annotated as probable dimethyladenosine transferase. Gene Ontology annotation, molecular function: rRNA (adenine-N6,N6-)-dimethyltransferase activity. The record is from RefSeq and is a predicted model, not a curated record. Bases 231 to 1142 code for a protein of 303 amino acids. Gene Ontology annotation, cellular component: mitochondrial matrix. NCBI's taxonomy places the organism in Eukaryota, Metazoa, Arthropoda, Insecta, Hemiptera, Phylloxeridae. The transcript has 7 exons. Gene Ontology annotation, biological process: rRNA methylation.
UUUUCUAUAAUAUAGGAACAUUAUCAGUUUGUGGCAUACCGUAAGCUUAUAAUAAAUAUAUCUGGGAUAUUCACCAUUAAUUGAUGAUAGUGAGAUGUGUUAUCACAAUAACAUUGUUAACACCAUGAAAUUAAAAAAACGUGUGUUCAUAUUUUGAUCAUAGUGUUAAUACAGAGAACAAUUUAAACUUGUUUAAAUAAGUACAUAUUUAAUUUUAAAUAAGUUACACAAUGCCUAAAGUAAAAAAAGAAAAAGGACCUAGUGCCUAUGGCAAACAAGGCAUUAUGUUCAAGAAGGACUAUGGCCAACACAUAUUGAAGAAUCCUUUAAUUGUUCAAGGAAUGGUUGAUAAAUCUGGCUUAUUACCUACAGAUACAGUAUUAGAAAUAGGUCCAGGAACGGGUAAUCUUACUGUCAAACUUUUAGAAAGAGUCAAAACUGUUAUUGCUUGUGAAAUAGAUAUACGUCUUGUGGCCGAGUUGAAAAAACGUGUUAUAAAUACUCAAUAUCAAAAUAAAUUACAAAUUCGAGUUGGAGAUGUACUUAAAUCUGAAUUACCAUUUUUUAAUGUUUGUGUUGCAAACAUUCCAUAUCAAAUAUCAUCACCUUUAGUUUUUAAACUUUUACUUCAUAGGCCUUUUUUCCGGUGUGCUGUACUUAUGUUUCAAAGAGAAUUUGCAUACCGUUUAGUAGCUAAGCCUGGUGAUAAAUUAUAUUGUCGGUUAUCUAUCAACACACAGUUAUUAGCUAGAGUUGAUCUUAUAAUGAAAGUUGGAAAAAAUAAUUUUAGACCCCCACCUAAAGUAGAAUCUAAUGUAGUAAGAAUUGAACCUCGGAAUCCCCCACCCCCUAUUAAUUUUCAAGAAUGGGAUGGAUUAACUAGAAUAGCAUUUUCAAGAAAAAACAAGACCCUUGGUGCAAUUUUUAAACAAAAUGCUGUUGCUAUAACUUUAGAAAAAAAUUACAGAGUGUAUUGUUCUUUGAAAAAUCAGGAAAUACCAGAAAACUUUGACAUUAAACAGAAGUUGGAUAAUAUUUUGAAUAUGAAUAAUUUUUGUGAAAAAAGAGCAAGAAAAAUGGAUAUAGAUGAAUUCAUUGAGUUAUUGCUUGCUUUCAAUAAAGAGGGAAUUCAUUUUCAAUAACUUUUUUUUGUAUUU